ACGAGGGGGCAGUGGUGAUGGAAGUGGACCAUGACAAGCAGGUGGUGUACACGGAGACGCUGGCGCUGGCCCUGCACGAGCCUGACCUGCUGCUGGCAGCCAUGCAGCCCACUGAGGAGCACGUGGCUGGCAGACUCACCUCUCCCAUCGUCUCCACGCACCUGGACACCAGGAAUAUCGCCUUCGAGAGGAACAAGUCUGGGAUCUGGGGCUGGCGCUCGGAGAAGAUGGAGAUGGUCAGCGGCUACGAGGCCAAGGUGUACAGUGCCAGCAACGUGGAGCUGGUCACCAAGACCAGGACAGAGCAUCUCUCCGACCAGGACAAGUCACGCAGCAAAGGCUCCAAGACCCCCUUCCACUCCUUCCUGGGCAUCGCACAGCAGCAUGGCACCCACAACGGGGCACCCGUGCUGCAGGCUGCCAGCCCCACCAACCCCACAGCCAUCACCCCUGAGGAGUACUUCGACCCCCAUUUCGACCUGGAGACACGCAACAUCGGGCGCCCCAUCGAGAUGUCCAGCAAGGUGCAGAGGUUCAAGGCGACGCUGUGGCUGUGUGAGCAGCACCCGCUGUCACUGGCGGAGCAGGUGACACCCAUCAUCGACCUCAUGGCCAUCUCCAACGCCCACUUCGCCAAACUGCGUGACUUCAUCACCCUCAAGCUGCCCCCUGGCUUCCCCGUCAAAAUCG
Molecule: messenger RNA, 690 nt
Organism: Acanthisitta chloris (rifleman)
Lineage: Eukaryota; Metazoa; Chordata; Aves; Passeriformes; Acanthisittidae
Product: ankyrin repeat domain-containing protein 13D-like
Exons: 6
Cellular component (GO): cytoplasm
Source: RefSeq, a predicted model, not a curated record